Thrips palmi is the source of this 2648-nucleotide messenger RNA. RefSeq names its product SPRY domain-containing SOCS box protein 3 (gene SP555). The record is from RefSeq and is a predicted model, not a curated record. NCBI's taxonomy places the organism in Eukaryota, Metazoa, Arthropoda, Insecta, Thysanoptera, Thripidae. Gene Ontology annotation, biological process: proteasome-mediated ubiquitin-dependent protein catabolic process. Gene Ontology annotation, cellular component: SCF ubiquitin ligase complex. Gene Ontology annotation, molecular function: protein binding.
CAGUGAAUGCGACGCCGAACGUCCCGUGAAAGUCCCCCGGAGAGCUCCGCGGCACCAGGUCGAGAUCGCGAAGGCGUCGUCGUCCGGGACAGCGCCGGACGUGGGCGACAGCACCGUCCCCACCACCACGACCGCCGCUGCGACCCGCACCGCCUGCAACAUGAACGCCGUCUUAACCAUAGGGCCUGCGUACAUGCCCAACGCGCCACCAAUCCAGGUGCCGCCAGCUCACUUCAUCAACAACCACGACUGGACUUAUGAGGCAACACGUCAACGGUCACCGCCAUGCGAGCGAGCUAUCUACUUCCGAGAAAAGAGGCGGAGGUGGCACCUGAAGCACACUGGGGCGAUCGGGCCCACGCCAGCGCUGCCCACGCGCUACCUGGAGGCGGACGCCUGGUCCUUCCUGACACCGCCGGAGCUCACCGACGACCAGAGGGAGACGUCGGACACCAUGAUCCAGCCCGUGGAGGUGGAGGACAUGGGCCGCGGCGUGCGCUUCUUCAAGCGCGUGUCGCACGGCACGUCCUGCGCCCGCAUGGACGGCGCCAUCAACAACGGCAUCUACUACUGGCAGCUGCACCUCGGCGACCGCAUGUACGGCACCUCCAUCAUGGUGGGCAUCGGCACGGCGGAGGUGCGCCACGCCAGCCACGCCUUCAAGAACCUCAUUGGCGAGGACGAGAACGGCUGGGGCAUCUCCCACAAGGGCGUGGUGUGGCACAAGGGCCUCUGGGCGCCCUACGCCGAGCCCUUCACGCAGAACGAGGACACCGUCAUCGGUCUGUUUGACGGCAUCGCCGGCACCCUGGGCUUCUUCAAGGACAACCGCUGGAUGGGCGUGGCCUUCAAAGGGCUGGACAAGGUAAACGAGCCGCUGUACCCCAUGGUGGCGGCCACGGCCAGGAACACCAAGUUCACGCUGCUGUCGGCGCGCGUCGACAUUGGCACGCUGCUGGACCGCUGCAGGGCGGCCGUGCUGCGCGCGCUGCACAACCCCGAGGACGUGGAGACGCUGCCGCUGCCCGACCCGAUCAGGGCCUACAUCCUGGACGGCGUGGUGGUACCCACGGUGCUGCCCAUCACCAACCCGGCGCAGCGCUUGUUGAUAUAAACCAUGCAAACGUCCCAAGGAGAACAGGCAGUCAAACUCAGGUCAAAAUGUCGUCAAUAACUAAUGUCAUUUUGACAUUAAAAUGGACCAAAGUUUCAUCAUUGAUCGGGACUUCCCUGUUCUUCCUGGGUCCGUGAAGGCUCCGAGCUCCCUGGCCGGUUCCCAUCAUCCCCGAGGGGGUAGUCGCAGCCUCUCUUUCUAAUUUCUCGAUUUUCGUGCCUUCCUGUUUCUUGUUUCCCCUCUAGAGAUGCUACUUACUGUUUGUGGGCCCGCACUGGGCAACCACGAUAUCUCGUUUUCGCUUCUAGUGUGGCGUCAGCCAAUGUUCUAGUCAAAGUGUGUUACCUUAACUAUCCUUCUGUGUUCAUCGCCUUCCAUAGACGUGACUAAACUCUAUUACUAUUACCUUAUCCUAAUUACUGUUACUUAUUUAUAUCAAGUUUUAGUAAAAUUUGUUGUGUGUUCAUUCCUUCUGCAUUAUAGUUGUUUGAACUGAGUUUUAUCUAUCUAAAUCAAUUAAAAUUAAAUCAAUUAUUAAAAUAUUUAUCCUCUCUGUUUGUCUAUCUUGGUGUUAUUGUAAGAGUGUGUUUAGAUGUGAUUUCUUUAUUCUUGUUUCUAUUACUAGAAAAUAAUUUGUUUUGAAAUGGCUGCAAGUCUUAGCAUUUUUUGCCACUAGUAAAUAAUUUUGUUAAGAACAAUUUUAGUACAAAAUGGUUUCAAUAUGUGUUCAAUAUAUUUAUGUUACAUUGUUUUCCUAGAAAUUUUUAGUCACUAUGAUUUUAAGUGAUAAGAGCGAGCUGCUCUGUGGUUACUCUAUUGCAAUUUAGUUUAAUGAUGUAUUCGUGUUUCUGUUGUUAGUAGAAAUCUUAUUUAUUCUGGUUAAUAUAUUGCAAGUUACCAAACUAGAGAGCACAUUGUUGCUCAAUAUGAGAGAAGCUGCUUGAGUCGCUGUUCAUUCAGGAUGUUGAUGUGUUCAAGAUGAAAUUUGUCUCAGUCCUGAAGUGACAGAUUGCACUCAGGCUUCAGUGUAUUUAAUCCUUGUCAAUGUUAGUGCUCCUAGAGCAAGUACAGCUUAUCAUGUGUUAUUGCAAUUUAAUCAUAUCAUUCCUCAAAGGUUAUUAACUAUACAUUCCAUUGUAUGCUUGGAAUAUGAGAUGCGCUUUGAACGCACAAUGCUGGUAAUUGUUGGACAUGUGAUGAAUAUACCCAUUUACCCAAGGCUCAGAAGUGAUGGAAAGGCUAAUAUUCCUGGUACUAUAGACAAUGUUAUGUUAAAAACCAUAGCGGGAGGGGAUCUCCCUCCACUGUGGUUUAAGCCAAAUUAUUAUAAAUUCUAGCUUCUUAAUUGUGAAAGCAAUUUCAUUGCCUUCAAAUGCACAUUUUUUGCCCUAUCAACAAAUUCCUUCUUGAUGUAAUCCUUGUUGCCACUAUGUUUCCCUUAGAGGGAUAAGUGUUUUAUUCAGUUGCGCACAUAUAUGUGAUAAUGAUUUUGUAGAAAAAUAUCAAUGUCUGAUCAUAAGGUUAAAUAAAGGCG